AUGCCAAUAACGCCUCCUCUCAGUACAGGCUUCGGCUAUGGCAUCGUACUGGGCCUGGGCUUUGCUUUUGCCCUCGGCAUGAUAACCACCACUUAUGUCCUCAAGAGGUACCAGGCGGAGGUUCAGACCUCGGAGAUGUUCAGCACGGCUGGAAGAACCGUUAAAUCAGGUCUCGUUGCCAGUGCAGUUGUCUCUUCUUGGACCUGGGCUGCCACAUUGCUCCAAUCCUCUGGAGUGGCCUACCGUUAUGGAGUCUCUGGACCCUUCUGGUAUGCAUCCGGUGCUACUGUGCAGAUCCUGUUGUUCGCGACUUUGGCAAUCGAGUUGAAAAGGAAGGCACCUAAUGCUCAUACCUUCCUUGAGGUUAUUCGAGCUCGGUAUGGAGUGUAUGCUCACUUGGUCUUCACCGUCUUUGGUUUGAUGACCAAUGUUCUGGUGACCGCUAUACUGCUAACAGGAGGCUCUGCUGUCGUAACCGCCCUUACAGGCAUGCCGACCGCAGCAGCCUGUUUUCUUUUACCGAUUGGGGUUGUUCUGUACACGAUUGCAGGAGGAAUCAAAGCGACUUUUCUUACAGAUUACGUUCAUACGGUCAUGAUUUUGAUCAUCAUUUUUAUCUUCGUGAGUCCUUGCACCCGGGAAAUUCUGACUCAGUACAAGAUUUACUGA
This is a messenger RNA of Letharia columbiana, 669 nucleotides long. RefSeq lists its product as uncharacterized. Gene Ontology annotation, biological process: urea transmembrane transport; spermidine transport; putrescine transport. NCBI's taxonomy places the organism in Eukaryota, Fungi, Ascomycota, Lecanoromycetes, Lecanorales, Parmeliaceae. Gene Ontology annotation, molecular function: spermidine transmembrane transporter activity; urea transmembrane transporter activity; putrescine transmembrane transporter activity. The record is from RefSeq and is a predicted model, not a curated record. The transcript is spliced from 2 exons. Gene Ontology annotation, cellular component: plasma membrane. Bases 1 to 669 code for a protein of 222 amino acids.